This is a messenger RNA of Meira miltonrushii, 1932 nucleotides long. RefSeq names its product putative siderophore-dependent iron transporter. The coding region runs from base 1 to 1932 and encodes 643 amino acids. The transcript has a single exon. Gene Ontology annotation, molecular function: transmembrane transporter activity. Lineage: Eukaryota; Fungi; Basidiomycota; Exobasidiomycetes; Exobasidiales; Brachybasidiaceae. Gene Ontology annotation, biological process: transmembrane transport. The record is from RefSeq and is a predicted model, not a curated record.
AUGCCAAGUGUUGCUAACGACGAAGAAAAACACGUCGGCAGCGGAAGCGAAAGCAGCUACAGCAAUGACGACAAACCUAAUCAUCACCAAUCUAAUCCCUCUAUCGAACCCAUCGAAGUGGAAAGAGGAGCUAAAGGUGUCGCUCAAGCCGAAGCAUUCACAAGACUCUUGCGUAAAGAUAGUUCAGGCAGAGUGUUGCUAGUUCUACUUGCUAUUAGCAUCUUUUUGACCAUGUUUGCAUAUGCACUCGAUCAAGGUUUGACAAGCGACGUUUUCAGUGUGAUUGCUGCAUCUGCUUUCAGUAAGCAUUCAGAGGUCGCUUCCAUCUCUGUUGCAUCCAAAAUCAUCACCGCAGUUUCCAAACCAUUCGUUGGUAAGCUAUCAGAUUUGACUUCACGACCAACAAUGUAUUCUGUGGCAUUGGUUAUUUACGUAAUCGGUUUCGCCGUUGCUGCAAGUUCACAAACUUUUGCUGCUUAUGUCGUCGGUAUCUGUUUCACCGCCUUCAGUAAGUCAGCCCUGGAUCUCUUGGCCGACUUGCUCGUUGCCGAUUUGACCCCUUUGCAGUGGCGUCAAUUUUUUACCUCAAUGUUGGCCUCGCCUUUCAUUGUUACAACGUAUAUCUCAGGACCGAUUGUAGACUCGCUCGUGCCCCUAAAAUGGCGCUGGGGCGCCGGCAUGUUCUGCAUUCUUAUGCCAGUCUGUCUCACACCGGCAAUCGUAUUAUUGUUCCACAUGCAACACAAAGCCAAGAAGCUCGGGAUGGUGAGCAUGGCUGGAUCAGGCUUAGAGAGAAAAGGCAAGACAGACGUCAUCAAAGGCAAAUCAUUGAACGAAGUUCUCAAGAAUGCUGCUGUAGAGAUUGAUGCUAUUGGUUUGCUUUUGGUUGGAUUUGGUUUCGCAUUACUCCUUUUACCAUUCUCAUUGGCCAACAAUUCCAAAGGAGGAUGGUCAAAUCCGAGCAUGAUUGCAAUGAUAGUUAUAGGGUUCGUUUUGUUGAUCGCUUUUGUAUUUUGGGAAAUAUAUGGAGCACCUAUCCCUUUGUCACCAAGACGUAUUCUACUCAAUAGAGCAUUCCAAAUUGCAAUCUUGGUCGAUAUUCUCACAAUGUUUGCAAGUUUCAUUGAAGCACUUUAUUUCAGUUCAUACGUUUACGUUAUUAAAGAUUGGACAAAUCUGCAAUGGGUCUACUUUACCGGUACAGUGACCGUCGGUUUAUGUGUUUGGGGUUUGAUUAACGGUCUGCUGCAAAGAUAUACGCAUAGAUUCAAAGCACAAAUGGUCUUUGGAGGCGUUGCAAAGGUGAUCGGUUAUGCAGUCCUUCUUGAUGCAGGACCACUUGGAACGACGCAGGAUUCCAAAUUGAUCGCUUCAGUUAUCCUUUUGGGAUUCGGCGGCUUAACUGUCGGAGGAGCUAGAAUUGCAUCUCAAGCUGCUGUUGCACACAGAGACUUGACAACGGCGAUUUUCACGGUUUCGUUCUGGUCGAGUUUUGGGUCAAGUUGCGGGGCGGCUGUGGCGGCGACGGUGUGGCAGCAGAAGAUGCCGGUCUAUUUGGCAGAAGAAUUACCUAAUCAAACAGCAGCGAGAAGAAAAGAAUUGUUUGGUAGUAUCAAGAAAGCACACGCAUUAGCAUUCGAUUCAGAAGUAAGACAAGGUGUUAUUCGUGCAUUCCAAAGGACAAAUGGUAUCUUGUUCACGAUGGCAGCUUGCCUGGCGGUUGUUCCAUUGAUUAUAACGUUCUUCAUACCGAAUUACUGGUUAGGCACUCAACGUAAUCUAGUGGAUAACAAAGAUCUGGAUGGAAAACCGGUUCGUGUUAUUCGCCGCCGUGCAAAUGAAGAAGAAGAAGAAGAAGAAGAAUUUGACGGUACAAAUGCUACGAUGUGGGAGAAUUUCAAGUAUUGGGGUAAGAAAGCAUGGGAUGCGUAG